This is a messenger RNA of Vigna unguiculata (cowpea), 1199 nucleotides long. Its product is annotated as gibberellin 3-beta-dioxygenase 1-like. The record is from RefSeq and is a predicted model, not a curated record. NCBI's taxonomy places the organism in Eukaryota, Viridiplantae, Streptophyta, Magnoliopsida, Fabales, Fabaceae.
AUAUACAUAUAUCUUUCUCCCUCUCAACACACGAGCUUAACGAAAAUGAAUACUCUGAAUGAAGCAUACAAAGCACACCCUAUUACCCUGGGUGAUAUCAUCCCCAUAGACUUUUCUUCUUCCCCGAGUUUACCCGAUUCUCACUCAUGGUCUGAACCCGUUCAUGAUGAUGAUGAUGAUUUCUCUGCAACAUCAUCCAUACCCAUCAUAGACCUGAAGGAUCCGAAUGCCCAGAAACUGAUAGCCCUUGCAUGCGAGAACUGGGGUGCCUUCCAUCUGAAGAACCAUGGCAUACCCUUAGAUGUCACCGAAGAGGCCGAACAAGAACUCCAACGCCUCUUCUCUCUCCCUGCUGAACAAAAGAUGAAGGCUCUCAGAUCCCCCGAUAGUGCCUCUGGUUAUGGCAACGCAAGGAUCUCACCUUUCUUCUCCAAGGCCAUGUGGUACGAGGGAUUCACCAUCAUCGGUGGUUCCUCCUCUCACGAUGCCAAAAAGAUAUGGCCCCAUGAUUAUCAAACAUUCUGUGACAGAAUGGAGAAGUACGAGAAGCAAAUGAGGAGCAUAGCGGAUAGACUAACAGAUAUGAUGAUGGAGGUGUUGGGGAUUUCGGAGGAGAAAAGGAAGUGGGUCGGUGCGAGCGACGUGAGUACGGCUCUGCAGUUGAAUUUCUACCCAUGUUGUCCCGAACCGAACCGGGCCAUGGGUUUGGCUCCUCACACCGACACUUCAAUCUUCACCAUUCUUCACGCCAAAUCAAGCGGUCUUCAGAUCUUCAAGGAGGGAAAGUGGAUCCAUGUGCACCCUCACCCCAACGCUCUCAUUGUUCACACCGGCGAUUUCACGCGCAUCAUGUCCAAUGCACGCUUCUGCAGCCCUCUUCAUCGCGUGGUGCCGAAUCAGGACACUGAACGUUACUCCAUGGCUUAUUUCUACUCUCCGCCCACCGAUUAUGUUAUCUCUCCGUCGGAUCUUAACUCUGUUGCUCGUUUUCGUGAUGUGACUGUGAAGGAGUAUAUUGGGAUAAAGUCUCAGAAAUUUGCUGACUCCCUUUCUUUCAUCAGCACUUGAAUCGUUUUGUACCUGCAUGUUGUUGUUGUUGUAGCUUUUUAGUAAGACUAAUAAGUUUGGUGAUACCAACAUCGGUUGUGACUUACUGUGGAAUUUCAAAAUAAAUACAAAUUGUUGUUCCAAUGGUUGAC